Uranotaenia lowii is the source of this 3043-nucleotide messenger RNA. RefSeq names its product glutamate receptor ionotropic, kainate 2-like. The record is from RefSeq and is a predicted model, not a curated record. Gene Ontology annotation, biological process: synaptic transmission, glutamatergic; modulation of chemical synaptic transmission; monoatomic ion transport. The transcript has 8 exons. NCBI's taxonomy places the organism in Eukaryota, Metazoa, Arthropoda, Insecta, Diptera, Culicidae. Bases 141 to 2924 code for a protein of 927 amino acids. Gene Ontology annotation, cellular component: plasma membrane; postsynaptic membrane. Gene Ontology annotation, molecular function: glutamate-gated receptor activity; transmitter-gated monoatomic ion channel activity involved in regulation of postsynaptic membrane potential.
UUCACGCGGUGAAAAGCGACCGGUCUUCAAUAAGCUAGUGGGGUGACACAUUUUCAUUGCUGCUGCUGAAAAGUGGAAAGAAAAAAUUCGGUCCAAAAUAAGUGUGAACCAACGCAGAACGGCCGCCGCCAUAUUGGAAAAUGGGCGGCAUGCGAAAAUUAUCGGCGAUUUUGAUUGGCUUGCUGGCCUGUUUGGUCGAAGCUAAGCGGGAAAUUCCGAUCGGUGCCAUCUUUCAAGGGACGGAUAACAUCGAACCGGAGAUCGCUUUUCGCUAUGCCAUCGAACGGGUCAAUAUGCACGAGAAACACUUCGAGCUGGUUCCGAUCGUGAAAUAUGUUUCACCGGAAGACAGUUUCAAAACGGAAAAGAAGGUCUGCGAGUUGGCCGCUGAAGGUGUGACCGCCAUAUUCGGACCCAGUUCUUUGGUUACAGCCGGAAUUGUGAGCUCCAUUUGUCGAACGAUUGAGAUUCCGCACAUCAUAACCCACUGGGAUCCGGAACCCUUGGGAGGGAUUGAUCCGGAACUUCAGUCAAUGACCAUUAAUCUUUACCCAGAAGCUGAUGUACUAUCCAGGGCUCUGCGGGAUCUCAUUGUGGAUUACAGCUGGAAGAGUUUCACGAUUAUCUACGACAGCGACGAAGGUUUGAUGCGAUUGAAGGACAUCCUUCAGAUUCAUGGUCCUGGAGAUAACCCAAUUACGGUGAGACAAAUUGAUGACGAUCCAGAUUAUCGGCCUCUGUUGAAGGACAUCCAAUCAUCAGGAGAAAGUCACAUCAUUUUGGAGGUUCAUCCGAGCAAAAUUUUGGAGAUUUUACGCCAAGCAAAGGAGGUGAAGAUGUUGGAAGAGUAUCAGAGCUACAUCAUCACAUCGUUGGAUGCUCACACCUUGGAUUUCGAAGAAUUGAGGUAUUCGAGGUCCAACAUCACUACUUUAAGGUUGAUGGACACCAAGAGCUUCGACAUUAAGAAUGCCGUCCACGAUUGGGAACAGGGUGAAUCGAGGAUGAAGCGAAUCUUUCGAGUAUCUCCGGAGCACGUUCAAACCGAGUCUGCGCUUUUCAACGAUGCGGUCAAGAUCUUCGCAACGGCUAUCCGGGAGUUGGAUGCAACUGAGGAAAUUUCUGCUUCACGACUGUCUUGUGGCAGCAAGAACUUGAGACAGUGGCCCUUCGGAUUGCGGAUCAUAAACUACAUGAAAGUGAAAACCGAGCAUGGUAUCACCGGUCCCAUCAUCUUCGACGACAAUGGUCAGCGAACGUUCUUCCAUCUAGAUAUCAUUGAGUUGAACAAGCAAGAGGGGUUCAAGAAGAUCGCAACCUGGGAUCCACGAAGUGGUGUAAACUACACUAGAAGCAUCGAGGAUGUCCAUCUGCAGAUCGUUGAGUCGUUGCAGAACAAGACGUUCAUCGUCGCUUCACGUAUUGGAGCUCCGUUUUUGACCUGGAAAGAAAAGAAAGAGGGUGAAUACCUUGAGGGCAACAAUCGUUUCGAAGGUUACUCAUUGGAGUUGAUCGACGGCAUUUCGAAGAUUUUGGGUUUCCAAUACCGCAUGGAACUUGUUCCAGACAACAGAUAUGGUUCGUACAACAAAGUCACUAAAAAAUGGGACGGCUUAGUUAAGCAUCUUCUUGACCGAAAAGCUGACAUCGCCAUUUGUGAUCUUACUAUCACCUACGAACGAAGAACAGCCGUAGAUUUCACGAUGCCCUUUAUGACCCUUGGCAUCAGUAUUUUGUACGCUAAACCAGUUCCUCAACCGAAGGACCUUUUCUCGUUCUUGUCUCCACUAUCGCUGGAUGUUUGGAUUUACAUGGCUACCGCUUACCUUGGCGUAUCGGUCCUACUAUUUGUGCUUUCCCGCAUGGCUCCUGCUGAUUGGGAGAACCCUCAUCCCUGUAAAACGGACAACGAAGAGGUGGAGAACAUUUGGGACAUGAUCAAUGCCCUUUGGUUAACUAUGGGAUCCAUCAUGGGUCAAGGUUGCGAUAUUUUGCCCAAAGCCGUUUCAACUCGCGUAGUCGCCGGUAUGUGGUGGUUCUUCGCACUGAUCAUGCUUUCAUCAUACACAGCCAAUCUGGCUGCUUUCCUAACCAUGGAACGUAUGGAUGCUUCAAUCGAAAGUGCAGAUGAUCUGGCCAAACAGAGUAAGAUCAAGUACGGAACGCUGAGUGGUGGAAGUACGAUGAGCUUCUUCCAGAACUCCAACUUCUCCACCUACCAGCGAAUGUGGGCAGCCAUGGAGUCGACUCGACCAUCGGUGUUCACGAAAUCUAAUGAUGAAGGUCGUGAUCGUGUUAUCAAAGGUCGUGGGCUAUACGCUUUCCUGAUGGAAUCUACUUCGCUCGAAUACAUUACCGAACGUUACUGUGAGCUAACACAAAUCGGAGGCCUGCUGGAUUCAAAAGGUUACGGAAUAGCUAUGCCCGUCAACUCUCCGUAUCGAACGGCCAUCUCCGGAGCUGUGCUCAAAAUGCAGGAAGAAGGGAAACUUCAUCAACUGAAACAACGCUGGUGGAAGGAGAUGCACGGAGGCGGUCGAUGCGACGAAGCUGCUACAACUUCGUCCGCAGACAGUGCUGCCGAGCUGGGUAUCGACAACGUCGGUGGUGUAUUCGUGGUACUGGCUAGCGGUUGUUUCUGUGCGUUCGUCCUCGGGAUACUGGAGUUCCUGUGGAAUGUUCGAAAGGUGGCGGUUGAGGAAAAGGUUACACCAUGGGAAGCGUUGAAGGCAGAGCUCAAGUUUGCGGUGAACUUCUCGAUCACCAGCAAACCGGUUCACACCACGCUGAGCGAAUCGUCUUCGGAGAAGAGUUUGUCCCGGUCCAAGUCGGAAUCGCGUAGGGAUUCGGAAUCGGUUGGACAACGAAUGAACAAUAUGAUCCGAGGUUCCAACAGGGACACCAUUGGGUUUGUCUACAAAUGAUUAUCCAGGAAAAAAACUUUCGGAAAGGAAAACAUUUAUUUAUUUAUUUAUGGUAUUUGUACUGGAGGAACAAAGUGUUAGCAUUUGUUACUGUUAUGUAGGUCUGUUUCAGAGUGAAG